Molecule: messenger RNA, 2291 nt
Organism: Westerdykella ornata
Lineage: Eukaryota; Fungi; Ascomycota; Dothideomycetes; Pleosporales; Sporormiaceae
Product: kinase-like protein
Exons: 3
Coding region: 294-2192 (632 amino acids)
Biological process (GO): peptidyl-threonine phosphorylation; peptidyl-serine phosphorylation
Molecular function (GO): protein serine/threonine kinase activity; ATP binding
Source: RefSeq, a predicted model, not a curated record
AGCCUACAACAGGGCAAGGCGAGGGACUGGAUGCUUUAAAGCCACACUUUGGAUUUGCUUCUGACUGUGACCCAAGACGAGGCAGACGACGCCAGCUGCCGAAUCUCGGAAACCCGUGGAAGCGCAAUUGGGUUAUAUCUUGACCGGCUGGCCAGGCACGGAGACGGAAUGCCUUACACACGUCCAAUACGCUCCUGAUCCGAGAGGUAGCCUUGCUUGCCUCGUACAGCCUUGCCAGUCGCGAACUCCAUCGUCGGAUUGUUCCUGAGCUCUUUCGAAACACCAGGAGCAGAAUGGAGCACCCACUCAUCCUCGUAAAUUCCUUGUCGCCGGAUUUGGAGUCGAGUUCACCUCCAGAAGAAAGGGUAGAAAUUCCACAACCUCAGCCUGAGGCAAAGCGUAAAGGUAGAGAUUAUGAUAGCUUGAACGAACUCCUGCGCGAGUGCAGCUUUCCUCAUGAAGAUCCGGCAAUCGGGGAGUUUUGGCCAUGUACGCUACUGGAGCGCAUCCUUACCAAAGCGCGAAUCAUGGAGGAGCUCGCGGACUAUCAGAAAGAGUGGCCUGAAAUGUUUGCCGGUAGAACCAAGGAAGACUACGCCGACCAAAUUUUGGGCUUGGGAGAAACCGGAAAUCGCUAUCUCAGGAUGUUUGCAGGUCUCGUCUUGGUCGGGAAAGGAGAGCAAAUAGGCAGGCUCAUGGAGGCCGGAGUAUGCGACAACGACAUCCCUCUCGUGAGGUGUAUCUCAAAUCCAGAUAAGCGAGGGAAGUGCAUGUUGGCUCGCAAGUCCUCUCCCAAUGUUCCGCUAGAUUGCUUCAGCGUGCCUGUAUGGGGUAUACACGAUCGCGGGAGUUUUGAUAAGCAUCAGCGGUCGCUUGAUGUCGUACAUUUGGGUCUAAACUCGGAUAAGACUGUGAAGCACGAGGAUUUCGAUGCCGGAGUCGUCAUGCCCUGGACCACUCGGACUAGAACUGGCCAAGGUGGAUAUGGGACAGUGUACCGAGUCACAGUCCCUCGUGAAUGCCACGAUUUUGACGGUGCACUCCAAGCUAUCGAAAUUCAUGAUACAUUUGCUGUCAAAGAGAUCAUAAGAAAGAAAUCCAAGCUGGACAAAGAAGAUGUUGAGCUCUGGAGAGAGGUCGAAAUGCUGAAACGCUUCAGUGGGGCAUUCCAUGAUCAUCUGGUUACUCUACUGAUGUCCUGGAGCGUGGAAGGGCAACAUUGUCUGUUGUUCCCUUGGGCAGGGUGUGACCUUGACAAGUAUUGGAAACGGGAAACUAACCAGGUGGAAAUCGAUCCUUUGACGAAAGAGAUAAGAUUUGAUGACGUACAUUGGGUAUCAGCCCAAAUCCUCGGUCUGACCGGAGCUUUGAAUCUCAUCCAUAACCCGACGCAUCUCCAUCUGAACCCGGAGGAACGGAAGUACGGACGGCAUGGUGAUAUAAAGCCAGAGAACAUAUUAUUCUAUCCUUCACCGAAGUACCCAAAAGGAAUUCUUGUUAUCUCGGACUUCGGUCUCUGCGCCCUCAAUUCGGACUUGACCCGGUCAAAUAUUCCGGGGGAGGCGAUUCCUCAAACACCAGGGUACCGGCCACCUGAAUGCGAUCUUGAAGGAGGCAAAAUAUCCCGCUCGUAUGAUAUAUGGACAUUUGGAUGCCUUCUGCUCGAGAUGGUUUGUUGGGCAUUGGGUGGAAGAGCCCUGCGGGACCAGUUCAGCGAAGACAGAUUUGCAGUAUACAUAUCGGGCGUCCAGUUGAAUAUAUUCUUCGACCUGCAGAAGAAGCAUGAGGGGGAUAAGUACGUCAUAAAAGUGAAAGAUACGGUCAAAGAGUACUUCAUCAAGCUGCAUGCGGCGCCCAGCUGCACGCAAUACUUUCAUGAACUAUUGGACAUCAUUGAACAGGAAAUGAUCAUAGUUCUCACGCCAGAUAAAGAGAGAAUUCGGUCCGGUGCACUUCUUCAAAGGAUCGAAGAAAUGCAUUCCAGAGUCUCUAAUGCUGAAAAAGGCUACUGUCAGACACCAUGCCCUCAAUUCAGAGAAUUAACCCAAGAUGUGGCUUUUGAGGCUGAGCUCAACAACACGGCAAAAGGCAAUGUGCAGAUACAUAAGGGUGCCGGUCUCAAAGUACACAGGGGCGAAGUCCGGAAGUCGAUGGGUCCCGAUGAGCUUCAGGCCAUGGAAUAUGCAUCUUAGCGAUUACGUACACAAUAGCUUUUUCUCCAGUAUUGGGAUAAGUCUCUCAAAAAGUCAGCCGUGUGGCACCGCUGUCUUGUCUUGAUUCGACGUCUAUGG